Messenger RNA from Linum tenue, 1277 nucleotides. Lineage: Eukaryota; Viridiplantae; Streptophyta; Magnoliopsida; Malpighiales; Linaceae. The record is from the annotation of a GenBank genome assembly.
AUAAUAAUCUCCGAUUAAUUUCCGCCAUGCGCGACAUCUCAUCUCUCCUCCGCUUCCUAUCCCGCGCUCUAUCAAUGAACCGCUCCUUCCAGUUCCAAUUCGGUCCCUCGAACGGAUGGAAUGGCAGCGGCGGCGGCACCUCCCCGUCGCCAAACUCCUCGCGGAAUUUCGUCGCCCACAGCUUGUAAUCGCCGGAGGAGGAUAGCCUCCGGAGGCUGCCACACACGCAUUCCAUCGCCGCUAUCGUUGUCCCCGGCACCAUAGCUAUGAUUGCGAUAUUGAGUUCGUCCGGUAGGGUGGAGAAGGAGCUGGGCCCUGCCAUUCCGGCCUCCUCCGAGAUAUCGAUCAGCAAAGGGUGACACAUUCCAUCCUUGAUCUUUCUCCGAAAUUCCGAUAGGUCCCGGCGAUGAACUGCUGCCGCGAGUUCUCCGCUCUUGUCCAAGCACAGGCUGUGCUGAUUGGAAUCUUUGCGGACCAGAUGGCCGUCACAAGGUUUCCACUAGCCUGGAACUCGACUUGUACCAACGGCGGCCGCGGCGGCUUCUGAAUCCCAUCAUUAUUGGCAAGGAGGGCAGGAAGAGUAUAAUAGGAGGUAGAGUAUUGACGAGAAUCGGAUCAGGUGUUGGAGGACUUACCAAUUGGUGUUUCGGCGCUGUAAGCCACGAAGCCCGAUUCGAGGAAUGUGGCGUGGAUUUCGUCGGCCAAGAGCUGAGGCGCCAUGCUUAACGAAGACGUCAGCCAAACCUCCAUGGUGAAGCAUAUGCACUGCUAUGCUCUGGGAGAUAAGGAUUCUAUUUGUGGGAUGUAGAUGCAGUAGAGCUCUGUUCCCACCAAGCAAAUUUUGUCUGUUUGAGCCUCGUUGUGGCAUGUAUGAUAUCAGAGGUUGGUACAUUGAAACAUUUGGUCAGGACAGAAAAGGUCACUGGUCACACAGUGACAUCAACGAGAUAUUGGAAUGGCUGUGAUGGAAGUGAGCUAAAUGACAAGAUGAGGAGAUUGGGUGGAGCCACUGGUGCUAUUGCUGAGGGUACUCUAGUAAUUUGAGCAUCUGGCUCUUUGAGUUUAACAUACUCGAAGAACCUGCAGUGGAUAUGAAAUGUAUACUCAUUGACAUUCGGUUGUGGGGACUAUUGCUAACCUUACCACAAGCUGCUCUUCGUGCCUGGUUUGCUCGCCCUGAAUUGCGGCGAUUUUCAGAAAACCAUAUGGUUGUGUGAGUGUUUUUCAGAACCAUUAUGUCAAUUGUUGAAGUUCUGUUUUCUGGGUGUGUUCCCACA